This is a messenger RNA of Ilyonectria robusta, 825 nucleotides long. RefSeq lists its product as uncharacterized. The transcript has a single exon. The coding region runs from base 103 to 699 and encodes 198 amino acids. NCBI's taxonomy places the organism in Eukaryota, Fungi, Ascomycota, Sordariomycetes, Hypocreales, Nectriaceae. The record is from RefSeq and is a predicted model, not a curated record.
CGCACGCGCAGGCUAGAACUUGGAGGUGUUGAACUCUGUUGAAAAAGCGCGACUGAAGACACUGAAGAAACUGAGGCUGACUUCCGUCCCCCCCUAAAAUGAAUGGAUUGCCACUGGCUUCCAGGGCAGAUGAUGACUAGUCCAGCCCAUCCAGCCAUCCACCACCCACCAUCUCCCCAUCCUGGUCGCGUGGAUCGCACCGCACCCGACCCGACGCCAACAAGCCCAACUCGCAGCGGAAGCAAGGAAGCAAAGGAAGCCAGCGGACGUGGUGGUGGUGUGGACUCGCUCCUCCAGUCAGGCCAGACCUUGUCAGCAUUCAACCAAAAGCGGCACAGUCACAGGCACAGGCACAUCGGGCAGGGAACUGCAGUAUUUGGCCUGGCGCAUCACGGACGCUCACAGGGACGCUCGCUGUGGAGAGGGGGAGGCGUGAUGCAUCCCAGGUCUUCCCCACAGAAAAAAGGACGCACGCGCAGGCGCAGGCGCAGGCGCAGACGCAAGACGCAAGACGCAGAUGCACCUUGCAGGGACUCGCUCACACACCCCUGGAACAGUCAACAGUCACGCCAGGGCCCGGGAUUUACUUUGCAGUCGAGUCUCCUCGGUGAGCGGGGAACACACCCUGGCGCGGAGAGAGAGACCCUGAGCCCUGAGCGGAACCUUACCUCCUUGCCCCGGACGAGUCCCCGGACUUGACCAGCGAGAAGCCGUCUUUUGGUCAUCAAUCCGUCGACACGCGAGCUUCGAGGUCUCACAUUUGGUCACACGUGUGGUCAUCGACUCUCAAACAUAUUGUCAUAGCUCAGCCCGGGGCGAGAGCUU